GGAGAGGAUGAAGGCCAACCCAGCAGCCUCCUCCCAGGAGGCCUGCAGAGCUGCAGGCCAGGGUGAGAAGGGCUGCCCUGUCUGCCAGGCCUGGGGAGGAGUCUCAGGCCUGGGGUGGGAGUCAGGGCCUGGGCCCGGGCCAGGUACUGCUUCAGGAUCUAGAGCAGAGCCUGCUACUGUUCUGGGGCCUGGUGCUAUGUCAGGACCUGGGCCGAGGCCUGGUAUGAUUCUAGAACCUGCACCAGGGCUUGGUGCUGUGUCUGGACAUGCGCCAGGGCCUGGUGUGGUUCUGGAAACUGGACAAGGGCCUGGUGUGUCUCUAGAACCUGGACCAGGACUUGGUGCUGGGUCCAGACAUGGGCCAGGGCCUGGUGUGGUUCUGGAAACUGGACCAGGGCCUGGUGUGUCUCUAGAACCUGGACCAGGACUUGGUGCUGGGUCCAGACAUGGGCCAGGGCCUGGUGUGGUUCUGAAAACUGGACCAGGGCCUGGUGUGACUCUAGAACCUGGACCAGGGCUUGGUGCUGGGUCCAGACAUGGGCCAGGACGUGGUGUGGUUCUGGAAACCGGACCAGAGCUUGGUGCUGGGUCCAGACCUGGGCCAGGGCCUGGUACUACAUCAGGACCUGGGCUGGGUCUGGGGCCUGGGGCAGGAGCUGGGUCAGUCCCUGGGCCGGUACCUAGGGCAGAAGCUGCACCAUUACCUGGACCAGGGGUAGAGCCUCGGCCCAGAAGGGGGUCUGGAACUGGGCCCAAACCCAGUGAGCCAGAGAUAGCCACCACAUCAGCCCCGCAGCUAAAGACUCAGGCCACACACAUGCAGGCCCCUCGGCAGAAGGUUCUGGUGACCGGAGGAGGAGGCUACCUGGGCUUUAGCCUGGGUUCCAGCCUGGCCAAGAGUGGCAGUUCCGUCCUACUGCUCGACCUCCGCAGACCACAGUGGGAGCUGUCCCCGGGGACCGAGUUCAUCCAGGCGGAUGUCCGCGAUGAAGAAGCCCUGUACCGUGCCUUCGAAGGGGUGGACUGUGUCUUCCACGUGGCCUCCUAUGGAAUGUCCGGUGCUGAGAAGCUGCAAAAAGAGCAGAUUGAGUCUAUAAAUGUUGGAGGCACCAAACUGGUGAUCAGUGUUUGUGUCCGUCGGCGGGUCCCAAGGCUCAUCUACACCAGCACCGUCAACGUCGUUUUCGGCGGGAAGCCCAUAGAACAGGGUGAUGAGGACUCUGUGCCAUAUUUCCCGCUGGAGAAGCACACAGAUCACUACUCGCGAACCAAAGCCAUCGCCGACCAGUUGACCCUCAUGGCCAACGGAACUCCUCUCCCAGGAGGAGGCACUCUGCGGACGUGUGUGCUCCGGCCCCCAGGGAUCUAUGGGCCCGAAGAGCAGAGGCACCUGCCCCGCGUGGCGAGCCACAUCAAGAAGAGGCUAUUCAUAUUCCGAUUCGGGGACCGCAGGACGCGGAUGAACUGGGUGCACGUGCGCAAUCUGGUGCAGGCCCACGUGCUGGCAGCUGAGGCCCUCACUGCGGCCAAGGGCUACGUGGCUAGUGGCCAGGCAUAUUACAUCAAUGACGGGGAGAGCGUCAACCUCUUCGAGUGGAUGGCCCCCCUGUUUGAGAAGCUGGGGUACAGCAAGCCCUGGAUCCAGGUGCCUACUUCCUGGGUUUACCUAGCAGCUGCAGUGAUGGAGUAUUUGCACCUGGCCCUGAGGCCCAUCUGUAGUGUCCCGCCGCUGCUGACCCGGAGCGAGGUGCGCAGCGUGGCCGUGACGCACACCUUCCAGAUCGCCAAGGCCCGCACCCAGCUCGGCUACGCGCCAGACAAAUUCCGCUUCACGGACGUCGUGGAACAGUAUGUGCGGUCCACGAGCCAGCGGCCCUGCGGCUGUACGGCGCGGACGCUCCUACGGCUGCUGCUCGGGCUGCUGCUGCUGCUCGGGCUGCUCGCCCUGGCCCUGCACCUGCUAGGCCUUCCGCGGUCCUUUCUCUGAUCUUCGUCGC
This is a messenger RNA of Lontra canadensis (Northern American river otter), 1997 nucleotides long. It is a transcript of the gene SDR42E2, whose product is annotated as short chain dehydrogenase/reductase family 42E, member 2. The coding region runs from base 8 to 1987 and encodes 659 amino acids. The record is from RefSeq and is a predicted model, not a curated record. Gene Ontology annotation, biological process: steroid biosynthetic process. Lineage: Eukaryota; Metazoa; Chordata; Mammalia; Carnivora; Mustelidae. The transcript has 12 exons. Gene Ontology annotation, molecular function: 3-beta-hydroxy-Delta5-steroid dehydrogenase (NAD+) activity.